Coccomyxa subellipsoidea C-169 is the source of this 1560-nucleotide messenger RNA. Its product is annotated as FAD/NAD(P)-binding domain-containing protein. The transcript is spliced from 10 exons. NCBI's taxonomy places the organism in Eukaryota, Viridiplantae, Chlorophyta, Trebouxiophyceae, Coccomyxaceae. The record is from RefSeq and is a predicted model, not a curated record. Gene Ontology annotation, molecular function: oxidoreductase activity, acting on CH-OH group of donors; flavin adenine dinucleotide binding. The annotation marks the transcript as partial.
UCCGGCAGCGAGUGGGACGCUGUCAUCGAGUGUGACGUGGUCAUUGUGGGCUCCGGGGCCGGCGGCAGUGUGGCUGCCGCUCUUCUUGCAAAAAUAGGCCUCAAGGUGCUGGUUGUGGAAAAGGGGACGUACACCCGGGCACAGGAGCUGCCGCUCCAGGAGAGGCAGGCUUUUGGAACGAUGUACGAAGGCGGCGGUCUCAUGACCACUGACAAUGCAGGAAUCAACAUUCUGGCAGGCGCCACGCUCGGAGGAGGUACGCGCAUCAAUUGGAGCGCAAGCUUUGCGACGCCGGACCAUGUGCGGAAUGAGUGGGCGCAGGAGCACGGUCUGGAUGUGUUUGCUAGCGAGGAGUAUGAUCAUGCGCUGGCCGCUGUAACUGAGCGCCUGGGUGUCACCACAGGUAUCCUGGAGCAUUCGAAUGCAAAUUCGAAGCUGCAGGCGGGCCUAAAGCAGCUGGGCGCGCACUGCGGCGAGAUCCCGCGCAACACCAGCCGGGAACACUCCUGCGGCCACUGCUCAUUUGGGUGCCCCUCUGGAGAGAAACGCGACACCACAAGCACCUUCCUUACUGACGCUGUCAACGGCGUAGUCAUUGCUUCGUCACCCCCGGCUGCGGCGGCAGGCGACGAUCACCCCGCAGGCAGCCAAAACAGGCGUCCAUGGCGGCUGCUGCUGCGCUGCACACAUGUGGUGGCAGCUGCCGGGGCGCUGCACACUCCUGCGCUGCUGCUGCGCAGUGGCGUCACCGUGGCCGGGAACGUUGGCACCAACCUGCGCAUGCACCCUGCCACUGUUGUGACCGCUACCUUUCCCAAGGCGCGGCCGAUCUUGGGUUGGGAGGGGGCAAUAAUGAGCGUGUUCAGCAGGGAGGCGGCCGACUGGGAGGGCUCUGGCUAUGGACCACUGCUGGCAACUCCAUCGGGGCACCCGGGGCUGACAGCUGCGUCAUUCCCCUGGCCCUCGGGGGGAGAAUACCGAGCAAAAUCCCUCGAGUUCCCCUACACUGCGGGGGCGUUGGUGUAUGUGCGCGAUAGGGACUGUGGCCGAGUCUAUUUAGGCUCGGAUGGGCAGCCAAGAGUGCAGUACUGGCCCAGCGCCCGUGACAGGAUCUCUAUGGUGAAGGGCAUGGAGCUCGGGCUGAGGGCGCUGGUGGCGGCCGGCGCGCAAUCAGUCAUGACGCUGCAUUCCUGCCGCUAUUUCACCUUCACGCCAGAGACCGAGGCAAAUGGAACGCUGAAAAACAGCGAGGCCCUUGAAGAAUAUCUCCGGAGCGUGCGCACAGAAGGUGUGCAGCUAAACAGGAUGGCGGUACUGACAGCGCACCAGAUGGGCUCGGCGCGGAUGGGCACCAGCCGAGCGACUUCAGUGGCCGACCCUCAGGGCGAGUGCUGGGAUGUGGAGGGCCUCUACAUCUGCGACGCCUCUGCCCUGCCGACCAGCACCGGCGUCAAUCCGAUGGUGACUGUGGAGGCUGUGGCGUUUGUUAUUGCCAGCAGGCUAGCCAACCGCCUGGCAUGCAAGGCUGAUGCUUCAUCAGCCGCCGACACAGCACCUUGA